Molecule: messenger RNA, 2031 nt
Organism: Conger conger (European conger)
Lineage: Eukaryota; Metazoa; Chordata; Actinopteri; Anguilliformes; Congridae
Gene: tecrb
Product: trans-2,3-enoyl-CoA reductase b
Exons: 11
Coding region: 167-1198 (343 amino acids)
Biological process (GO): very long-chain fatty acid biosynthetic process
Molecular function (GO): oxidoreductase activity, acting on the CH-CH group of donors
Source: RefSeq, a predicted model, not a curated record
AAAGGCAGGACUGAGAGAGAGAGAGAGAGAGAGAGAGACAAGCACAGGAGUGGAUUAAGAAAGCGGGAGGAAGAAGAGAGAGAGAGAGGGUGAGAGAAAGCAAGAGAGAGAGAGAGAGAGAGAGAGGUACAAGCAGACGGAGGAGAGGAAGUGAGGUGUGGAAGUUAUGGAUACCCUGGCGCUAGAGGCCACCCAGCCCAAAAAGGCUGCCCUGUCUACAGCCCCCGUUCCAGCCAAGCGCCCUAAACCCGCCAAAAAGGCUAAAAAGGCUGUGGUUUUCUUUGAGGUGGAGAUCCUGGAUGCCAAGACCAAGGACAAGCUCUGCUUCCUGGACAAGGUGGAGCCAAAUGCCACCAUUGGGGAGAUCAAGUCUAUGUUCCACAAGUCCCACCCACAGUGGUAUCCAGCCAGACAGUCCAUCCGCCUCGACCCCAAGGGGAAGUCCCUGAAGGAUGAGGACGUGCUGCAGCAGCUCCCUGUGGGGACCACGGCAACCUUCUACUUCAGAGACCUGGGAGCUCAGAUCAGCUGGGUCACUGUCUUUCUGACGGAGUAUGCAGGGCCCCUCAUCAUCUACCUGCUCUUCUAUUUCCGCGUUCCCUUCAUCUAUGCCCCGAAGUACGACUUCACCACCAGCAAGCACUGGGUCGUGCAUCUGGCCUGUAUGUGUCACUCUUUCCACUACGUCAAGAGGCUGCUGGAGACGCUGUUCGUGCACCGCUUCUCCCACGGCACCAUGCCGCUCCGUAACAUCUUCAAGAACUGUACCUACUACUGGGGCUUCGCUGCGUGGAUGGCCUAUUACAUCAACCACCCUCUCUACACGCCACCGAUCUAUGGAGAGCAGCAGGUGAAGAUGGCCCUCAUUAUAUUCCUGUUCUGCCAGAUCGGGAAUUUCUCCAUCCACAUCGCUCUGCGCAACCUUCGACCUCCUGGCUCUAAGACCAGGAAGAUCCCGUACCCCACAAAGAACCCCUUCACCUGGAUCUUUCUGCUGGUCUCCUGUCCUAACUACACCUAUGAGCUGGGGUCCUGGCUGGGGUUCACCCUGAUGACUCAGUGUGUGCCCGUGGCCUUCUUCACCCUGGUGGGCUUCGUCCAGAUGACGGUGUGGGCCAAGGGCAAGCACCGCAGCUACCUGAAGGAGUUCCGCGACUACCCUGCCCUCCGCUCCCCCAUCGUCCCCUUCAUCCUGUAGGCGACGCCCAAACACCUGCGCCCCGCCCCGCCCCGCCCCGCAACAAACCCCACCAGCAUAUUACCCAACCGACCCAUGUCCAGCCCAUGAAAGAUCCAGCUCUUAAUCAGGACUUUUUGCUUUUCUGGGAGAUUGCUGCUCAUUGGCUAGCGAUGGGAGAAGGUUGGGCUUCAUGAACCCCCCCCCCCACCCCCAAGUGGGGCGGAGUGAUGUUGCUGGAACCACUUGUUAGUAUUUUGCUUUGGAGGCUGGAGAGGGAAAGAUGUUUCGAUUGGUUAGUCCAAUGUGUCAGUCACGUUAGCUUCAUCCGGAUUGGGCGGUUCAUGAAGUCAGACGAUCCCAUCCCUGUCACUAAGGAAGUCAGUGGAUUAGGUCUGAUGUGAGUGUUCUUGGCAUCUGUCACUUUCUCACAUUAUUUGGGUGUGUUGUAAAAAAAAGAAAAGAAAAAAAAAAGGGCUCAUUAAGAGAGGAAUAAAUUAACAAUCGUACUUGUUAGUUGAGAAAUGUUAAUGUACCAAAAUUGGUCUGUGACUUUGGGAACUCUGUAUUUUAUUGGUAAAUGUUGUUGAGCCAAUUUCUUGAUUAAGAAACAGGAAAAAAAAACAAAAAAAAAACAUUUUAAUAGGCUUUCUUCUGUAAAUCCAAACCAUAAAGCACUGCAAAAUUUGUUUGGCCCUGUGAUCUAGGCAACCUUGUUCUUUAGAUCUGUGUAAGGCUAAUUUCUUACAAAAUGAGUUUAUGUUCUGUCUCAAUGAUUCAUUACUGAUCUAUCUUGUCUACUAAAGGCACUGUUUACAGCAAUGUCUGAAUACACUGAAAGACUAAGCCCCAUA